Messenger RNA from Plasmodium vinckei vinckei, 2787 nucleotides. RefSeq names its product endopeptidase, putative. The transcript has 2 exons. Bases 1 to 2787 code for a protein of 928 amino acids. Gene Ontology annotation, cellular component: mitochondrion. The record is from RefSeq and is a predicted model, not a curated record. Gene Ontology annotation, molecular function: metalloendopeptidase activity. Lineage: Eukaryota; Apicomplexa; Aconoidasida; Haemosporida; Plasmodiidae. Gene Ontology annotation, biological process: peptide metabolic process; proteolysis.
AUGGAAAAUUCAAUCCGUUACUUAAAACGGGUUGGGAAAAUAUCGAUACGUGAAAAUGUGGGUCGAGGGAUUUGUACUGAUAAGAAAGUAUUGGUUAACAAGUUUGUUGAAGAUAAACAUAAUAAUAAUUUGAAUAUAUUAGAUAAUAUAAAAUUUAAGAAUAUUUUAAAAAAAAUUGAAGUUAGUAGAGUUAGGUUAAAUAUAAAGGGGACCUAUGAAAACAUCUUUAAAGAUAAAAAAUGUUAUUUUAGUGGAAAUUAUAAUUAUGAACAAGGUUUAAAAUCUAUAGAUAAAUUAAAAAAUAGUGAUAUUGAAUAUAUCGAUUAUGUUUUAAAAAAAGUAAACAAAAUAAAUGAUAAAGACGAAGAAGGAUGUAUUCUUGAAUUAAAAGGAAUAUCUAAUAAUGGUGAAAAUAUUAUAGAGUUUACUAAUAUGUGUAUAAAAAUGUGUAAAAAACUAUUACAAGAUAUAUUUAAAGAAAAUAAUAUAUAUAUAAUUGUAAAUAGGAUAGACACAGUUUCAAAUAAUUUAUGUAAGUUAGGUGAUGCUUUAGAGUUGCUAAGAAAUUUGCAUAACAAUCAUAAUGUAAUUUUAAAAGCUCAUGAAGGAUUAGAAAAGUUAACAAAUUUUAUUGAUGAAAUAAAUAUUGAUGAAAAGAUUUAUAACUUUUUAAAAAAAAAAUAUAAUGAAAAUAUAGAUAUAUUAAAUUAUGAACAUAAAGAAGUUUUAGAAAAUAUGAUUCAAUCUAUGGAAAAUCAAGGUGUACAUAUUAAAGACAAAGAGAAAAAAAAGGAAUAUUUAGAAUUACAAGCUCAAGAGAAAUAUUUUGCAUUUCAUUCAUCUUCAAACUUUUCAAACAAUUUAGAAGGAAUUUAUAUUGAAAAAAAUAAACUAUUACAAUAUAUAGAUAAAAAUAUAUUGAUUGAAUAUGAAAAUAAAAUUAAACCUUUAUAUAAAAAUAAUAAAAUAAAAACAAGCUAUUUAUAUCCUACUAAUGAUUAUAUAUACAUUUUACAAGAGAGCUCUUUUUUAUUAACACUUUUAGAAAAUAUUCCUGAACAGAAUUUAAGAGAAAAAAUUUACAACUUAUUUAAAAAGCCAAAUAAAGAGUUUCAAAAUAAUAUUUUAGUUUUACAAUAUUAUAGAAAUAUGUUAAUUAUUUAUAGAAAUUUUAAAAACUACAAUGAAUAUGCAUUAAAAAAUUGUAUAUUAAAUUCUCCUGAUAAAGUUUUAUAUUUUUUAGAGAAAGUUUUUAAAAAAAUAUUGCCACAUUUUUUCAACGAGUUAAAAUUCAUAGAGCGUUAUAUUCAAUUUUGUGAAAAUCGAAAUAAUAAUAGUAUAUCUCCCCAAAAUGAAAAUUAUAAUAAAGCCGGUUUAAGCGAUGGUUGGAAAGAUGAUGGCAGUAACUUGUCUUUGGUAACACCAGAGAACAUAUUUUACUAUAUUAAUAAAAUAAAAAUGGAAAAAUUGAAAAAGAUUGAAAACAAACUUAAUGACAAUUUAACCUUAUAUGAUGUUUUAAGUUUUGUCAUAAAAAUUUUAAAAAAAAGUUAUUUGUUAGAUAUGAUAAGUGUGAUACCAAUGAAAGGAGAACUUUGGGAUGAAAACAUUUUAAAAUUUGAAAUUAAAAAAGAUAAUCAUAUUUAUGGUUAUAUAUAUAUGGAUUUAUUUGAAAGAGAAAAUAAAAAUCAGGCAAUAGCACAAUACACAGUCCGAUGCUCCAAAAAUAUGAACACCUGUUUGAAGUAUAAAUGGUUUGACGAAGGUGCCGAAUGUAGCGAAGGUACCGAAGGUAGCGAAGCUAAUCUUCCAUUUGUAUACACAGGCAUCAUUAAAAAUGAGGAAAAUAAUCAAGACAUAUCUGGAAAUUGUGGAUAUAGACAAACUACCUCCACAUUUUUGGUUUGCAAUUUUAAAGCCAACUUUGAUAAGAAUAAAAAUGUAGAGAAAAAAGCUAAACACAAGGAGAAUAUAAAAUGUGAUUUUCUCUCUUAUGAAAUUAAACAUUUUUUAGAGAACAUUAAAAUGAGUGUAGAAAAAGUUAAUGUUUUUCUCCAUGAGUUUGGACAUACAUUACACUGUAUAUUAAGCUCAACAUAUUUACAACAUUUAUCAGGUAAUAGAAGUGGAGCAGAUUUUUCUGAAAUUUCAUCCCAUCUCUUUGAAGAAUAUUUAAAUAGCUAUGAAGCAUUAACCAUGUUAUAUUCACAAAAAAAAAAUGAAAAUGAAAUAAAAAAUAUGAUAACAGAUUAUGUUAAAAAUAAAAAUAUUAUAUGUUACUAUCCAAUUGUUCAACUUAUUAUACAAUCUAUUGUUGAUCAAAUAUUUUAUUCUUUAUCUCAUAAUUCUAAUAAUAUGAAUGAAAGAAAACAAUUAAUUGAAAAUGAAAUAAAAACAUACUUCUUAGGAUUAUAUUAUAAAAAUAUUUUUAUAUUAGAUUUUUUUCCUCAUAUCCAUUUUUCAAAAACAACACAUUUAAUUCAUUACCCUUCAAAUUAUUAUUGUUAUUUAUAUUGCUCUGUUUUGGCAAAAUAUAUAUGGAACCGAACCUUUAAAAAUGGCUUGUAUAACUUGGACAGUUCAUCCCGCAUCGUCAAGUUUUUAGAGGGGGGCUCUGUUAAUUCGAGCUUACGAAAUAUCAUAUCCUUAGUCGAACAGGAUAAGGAGAAAGUUGAGUAUUACACGGAAAACCCUCACCACAUCCCGCUGGACGAUUUUUUUGAAUAUUACCAGGAAGGAGAUAAGCAGCAGAUAUAUGAUUCAUUCUUUUGCUCAAUCAUGCCAUGA